AUGGGGGAUCUCAUGGGCCGGGUGGCUCUGAGUGACAAAGCAUCCAAUAACGGGGAAGGCUCCUCGCUCAUACAUCCAUCCCGAGCAAGUAGUGGUAUGAGAGACAGCGGUAUGAGAGAAUGUGCUUCCUGCUUCACCAAAGUCGAUUCCAUAAUGUUCAAGGGUUUGUGUGGCCACGAGUUCUGCCGCGACUGCACGAGACAGAUGUUUCUCGGUGCCAUCAAAGACGAGGAGUUGUAUCCGCCACAUUGCUGCGGCAAUGUCGUACCACCUGGAGUUGCUUUAAGAAUCCUUAACUACGAGGAGCUUCGACGUUUCAGCGAAAGGGCCCUUGAAUGGACCGCGAAGGACCGCCUCUACUGCGCUGAGCCGACAUGUUCGAAAUUCAUUCCUCCCUUCGCCGUUCAACACGAGCACGGCACCUGCCCCGAAUGUCACCGGCAGACUCAUGUACUAUGUCGUUCACUCGCCCACCCUCGUGUCGAUUACCCAAUGGACGAACCUCUUCACGCUGUGCUGGAAAUGGCGGAAGCUGAAAACUGGAAGCGGUGCUUCUACUGCCGAACUAUCUGCGGCCGCGAAUUUUGCUACGUGCGUGGCUUGGUCUGGAAAUCAUGCCAGUGCCCACUUUGGUACGAGAACAGGCUCGAGGAAGUGGCAAUCCGAGCAGUAGAUGAGGAGGUCCCGGCCAAUGCCGAUAUCCAUGUUCGCCAAAAUGCGCUUCACCGGACAGUCGAGGGCCUGCGGCACCACGAGGACAACGGGUGCGACCAUCACAGGAACUCGCAAUGGGUUUGGCGUAACACUGGAAGAUUGCAGUGCGAGGUCGCCAACCAUUAUCUGCCUGAGUACAUUUUCAUGUGCACAGGUUGCCGGAUGCGAGCUUGCAACCGUUGUCGACGACACAGAUUGAGGUAG
This is a messenger RNA of Penicillium egyptiacum, 918 nucleotides long. NCBI's taxonomy places the organism in Eukaryota, Fungi, Ascomycota, Eurotiomycetes, Eurotiales, Aspergillaceae. The record is from the annotation of a GenBank genome assembly.